GUGAAGGUGAUCCGGCUGGACGACGGGCGAAGGUUACUGAAAGCGAUACAACGCAGGUCUCGCUUCAAUCCCCACCAGAGAUCCCCGUUCGCAUCGCAACUGCACCGUUACUAGCAACCAACCGUUGUCUCGCAUAUCUUUACUCGCUGCAUACUCAAUCACAACUAUGGACCGCUUGACACGUCUUUUCGGUGGGGGCGCUCAGGCCCAGCAACCAGGAGUGGACACGCCAACUGUAGACACGGCCGAGAUGGUUCAUAUAUCGUCUCUAGCGCUUUUGAAAAUGUUGAAGCAUGGACGGGCGGGAGUUCCCAUGGAAGUCAUGGGUCUUAUGCUGGGAGAAUUUGUUGACGACUACACAGUGCGAGUCAUCGACGUGUUUGCUAUGCCGCAAAGUGGAACUGGUGUUUCCGUCGAGGCCGUGGACCCUGUGUUCCAAACGAAGAUGGUGGAUAUGUUGAAGCAAACUGGAAGACCAGAGAUGGUUGUCGGAUGGUAUCACUCCCACCCUGGGUUUGGAUGUUGGCUUUCAAGUGUCGAUAUCAACACACAACAGUCAUUCGAAGCGCUCAACCAACGUGCCGUAGCCGUAGUCGUCGACCCCAUCCAAUCCGUGAAAGGAAAGGUCGUCAUCGACGCCUUCCGCUCCAUCAACCCUCAAUCCGCCAUGCUCGGCCAAGAACCCCGCCAAACGACAUCCAACAUUGGACACCUGAACAAACCUAGCAUCCAAGCUCUUAUUCACGGCUUGAACCGCCACUAUUACUCGAUUGCCAUAAAUUACAGGAAGAACGAGCUUGAGCAGCAGAUGCUGAUGAACUUGCACAAGAAGACUUGGACCAAUGGGUUGUUGUUGACUGAUUUUGAUACACAUGCGAAGAACAAUGAGGAGGCUGUUAAGACUAUGCUCCAGCUCUCCGACGCGUACAACAAGUCUGUCCAGGAAGAGUCGACGAUGACAGCAAGCCAGCUCAAGACACGGCACGUCGGGAAACAAGACCCAAAGAGGCACUUGGAAGACAACGUCGAGCGGGCCAUGACUGCAAACAUCGUUCAGUGUUUGGCAACCAUGUUGGAUGCCGUUUCCUUUUAGACGUGUAUCUUUUGCGGGGUGGAAUAGAUCGCGUAGCAGAUGUGAAGAUGUUGUGUGUACCAUUGCAGUUUGGCGUCGUUGUGUCUCGGGAGUCAACUUUAGAGUGGUACUGUACAGUAUGUAUGUGUGGUCGUUGUUGGCGCGUGCGUAGGGAAGGCGCAGGGGAAGGCGCGUCAGACCUGAAUUUGGGAC
This is a messenger RNA of Fimicolochytrium jonesii, 1285 nucleotides long. RefSeq names its product 26S proteasome non-ATPase regulatory subunit 14. Gene Ontology annotation, molecular function: protein binding; proteasome binding; metallopeptidase activity. The record is from RefSeq and is a predicted model, not a curated record. Gene Ontology annotation, cellular component: proteasome regulatory particle, lid subcomplex. NCBI's taxonomy places the organism in Eukaryota, Fungi, Chytridiomycota, Chytridiomycetes, Spizellomycetales, Powellomycetaceae. Gene Ontology annotation, biological process: proteasome-mediated ubiquitin-dependent protein catabolic process; protein deubiquitination. The transcript has 7 exons. The coding region runs from base 167 to 1093 and encodes 308 amino acids.